UCCAUUGCCACUUCUGUUCCUACUGAUAAGAAUCCCCCCUUACAGUUGUUCCCACUUCUUUCCUUGUUCUGCUUCUUUUUAAGGGAAACCAACACAAAUCCAUCAAAGCUGUGCAACUUCCCAUCCCUUCCUUUUGAAACCUCUCAUAAUUUUUUCCUCUUCAACAGCUACUGGAUUUGUUUGCUUCCGGAUGGAAAAGGGCGAAAUCAGAGAAGAAGAAGAAGACACCGAUCAGAAGCCGGGACGACAAACAAUUGAUUCUGACGGCAGGGAGAUUUUUCAUGAAGAUCAUCAAGCAUGGCUGAAGCUGACACUUGGUGGGAGAACCUCAUCAGCCGAUGGAAGCUCUACUAGUUCGCAAUCCAAACCUCCAAGUCGAAAGAUGUUCUCGUGCAACUUCUGCAUGAGAAAAUUUUUCAGCUCACAGGCUUUGGGGGGUCACCAGAAUGCGCACAAGAGAGAAAGAGGUGCUUCGAGGAGGCCUCACCAGUCACAGAAAAUGAUGAUGGGAUUUUCCCUCUAUGCAUCUUCUCUCCAGUCUUUGACAGUUCAUUCUCAUUCACUUGUUCCCAAGCAACAUCCAGAGAAAGGCAUGUCUAUUGUGCCAAGAUGUUACCAAAUCAAUUCUGACAUCCAAGUGACGAGGACGCCGUUUGCACUUGAUGAAGCUAGAGGUUCAAAGUGGCCUGGAAGCUUUCAAAAGGUUUUUCAACCUACAGAUCAACCAUCAGAACAACAAAACCUUGACUUGAGUCUCAGGCUGUAGUUAAUUCAUCCAUUACAUGCCAUUUCCAUAACUGCCAUUUGCUUGAAGUUUGUUCAGCUCAUACUUCUUCAUGAAUCAGUUAUGAAAAAUUAACCUAUCUGGGUACAUUCUGCCAUUAUACUCAAUUUCCAAGUUGAAGAAAAAUAAAUCUAUUGCGAUAAAGAAGAGUUAGCAGUCAUCAA
Molecule: messenger RNA, 948 nt
Organism: Musa acuminata subsp. malaccensis (wild Malaysian banana)
Lineage: Eukaryota; Viridiplantae; Streptophyta; Magnoliopsida; Zingiberales; Musaceae
Product: zinc finger protein 2-like
Source: RefSeq, a predicted model, not a curated record